Chironomus riparius is the source of this 1503-nucleotide messenger RNA. Lineage: Eukaryota; Metazoa; Arthropoda; Insecta; Diptera; Chironomidae. The record is from the annotation of a GenBank genome assembly.
AUGAUUAAAAAGAAUUCAGUGCAAAUAGACGAAAUGAAAGAACCAGAAGAAAAAGAUUUGUCGACAUCGUUGGCGAAAUCAGUUUAUUAUAUUGUCGCCAGUAUAUCAUUAGAAAGAUUCUGUACGGCAGGAAUCUUAACAAUCCUACCUCUUUUUCUGUACCAAAAACUUGGACUGGAUCAUAAUGUUUCCACGUCAAUCUUCCACAUAUUUGAGUGUAUGAUGCUAAUCUUCACAGUUUUUGGAGCAAUCAUUGCUGACACAUGGGUCGGCUUAUACCAAUCAGUAAUUGGCAUGUCCGUCGUUUAUGUUGCUGGACUUGCGUUAAUAUCUACGGCUAUGAUAGAAACUCUUGAGUUUCCUGUUUACACCCUUGUAUCAUUUGGCCUAAUCGUCAUGAUGAUCGGAAGUGGAAGUCUUAAAAAUAACCUCAAUGCCUUUGGUGGUGCUCAGCACAAACUUCCAGAACAAAAGAAACAACUCGAAAGAUAUUUUUCAGUUCAAUACUUUGGCGUCAAGUGUGGAAGUUUCUUAUCAAGAAUUUUAUUUCCAAUUGUCAGAGAAGAUAUCAAAUGUUUUGGCAAGAAUGAUUGCUACUCAAUGACUUUUGGUAUACCAAUGACAAUUAUGUUGAUAUCGCUGGUCAUUUUCUUGAUUGGGAGUUCUAGAUAUAUUAAGAAUAAGCCUAAUGGGAACAUGCUGGUGAUGGUUGUCAAGUGUAUUAAGAACGCAUUGACAGAAAAGUCAAAGAUUAAAGCCACAGAAAAGGAACGCAAGCAUUGGCUAGACUACGCGGAAGAGAAAUACGGAAAGAAACUAGUAAUGGAAACAAGAGCAGCACUCAAAGUCAUCAUGAUCUCACUUCCAGUUCCAAUAUUUUGGGCUUGUCUAAUGCAGCAACGAUCCAGAUGGAUUUUCCAAGCUGUACGAAUGGAUGGAAACUUAGGAUGGUUCAAUAUCAAGCCUGAUCAGAUGAUUGUAUUCAAUUCGCUGCUGUCGAUCUCAAUGAUUCCGUUUCUUGAUAAACUUGUGUAUCCAUUUUUGGAGAAAAUUGGAAUCAAAACGAUGCUUCAGAGAUUAAUUUUUGGCGGUAUACUGAUUGUCAUUGCCUUUAUCCUAUCAGCAAUUGUGGAAGUCCAAAUUCAAAAUAAUCGCAUUUCAAUGCUGUGGCAGGUUCCACAAUUUUUCAUCAUUUCUAUUGCUGAAAUUUUCACAUACUUAUCACAUCUCAAUUUCGCUUAUAAAGAAGCGCCAGCCAGCAUGAAGCCAGUCAUGAUGUCACUACUUUAUUUAAGCAUGGCCGGUGGAGACUUAAUUGUUGCCAUUAUCAGUGGAAUUUCAGUCUUUCCCUCUCAAGUCUUUGAAUUCUCAUUUUUCGCGUGCCUCAUGCUUGUUAAUAUUAUCGUAUUAAUAUUCCUUACUCGACGAUACAAGCACGUCGAUCAUGACCUGUUGAAAGCUAUUGACGAAAAUGGCGAGAAUAAUGAUAAGAUUCGUGUUUAG